AUGAGAAACUUUGGAUUUGGAGUGGGAAUCAUAAUUGGGAUCGUGGUUGGGUAUUAUCUGUUUAUCUAUUUCCAACCAAGUGAUGUCAAGGAUCCAAUUAUAUGUCCAUUGGUCAAGCAAGAUUCUCAAACAUUGCAAUGGUUGCUUCUAGGGAUACCAAUUUGGGUGAAACAUCCAGACAUUGAUUGUGUUGAUUGGCUUAACAAAUUUAUUGAAACAAUGUGGCCUUAUUUGGACAAGGCUAUCCUAGAUGAUUCUGCAAAAAAUAUAGCAGAGCCCAUCAUUGCUGGGCAAAUUCCAAAAUACAAAAUUCAGCCACUUGGAUUUGAAACGCUUACCUUGGGCUCCCUGCCUCCUAGUUUUCAAGGUUCUCUCUCUUAA
Molecule: messenger RNA, 381 nt
Organism: Camellia sinensis
Lineage: Eukaryota; Viridiplantae; Streptophyta; Magnoliopsida; Ericales; Theaceae
Product: synaptotagmin-2-like
Cellular component (GO): endoplasmic reticulum
Molecular function (GO): lipid binding
Source: RefSeq, a predicted model, not a curated record